AUCCUGCGGUGUUUUUGUGUGCGAGUGUGUGAGGGAGAGAGAAACAGCGCGCUUCUUGACGCGCAAGCGCGGCCGGCUGAACCACACAUUACGCGCAGUCAGUUGAACGGAGCUUUUUGUAGGUUUUUUUUUCCUGGGAUAAAACCCAAACAGUCGACAUGGGGAAGGUGGAAGGAGGCAUGAAGUGCGUGAAAUACAUUUUGUUCGUGUUCAACUUCCUGUUCUGGUUAAUGGGAUCGUUUGUUCUGGCGGUGGGACUUUGGCUGCGUUUUGACCCAGAAACUGUCUCUCUUCUCACUGCUGAUAAGGCUCCGGAUACCUUCUUUCUUGGUGUGUACAUUCUGAUUGGUGCUGGCAGUCUCAUAAUGCUUGUCGGUUUCUUCGGCUGUUGUGGAGCUGUCAGGGAAUCUCAAUGCCUUCUGGGUUCAUUUUUUGCUUGCCUGCUGAUUAUUUUCGGAUCUGAAGUGGCAGCRGGAGUGUUUGCGUUCCUAAAUAAAGACAAGAUAAUUGAAAACGUGCAGAAGUUCUACACUGAAGCUUACAAUGAAAACAGUAACGGCACGUUGAUUCUCUCUUACCAGAAUGUGCUGAAAUGUUGUGGAAUCAAAAGCAACAAGUGUCCCAAUUCUGAGCCAGAAACAAAGGACUGUGAGUCAGGAAUAGAAGACUUCUUCAACAAUAAACUCUUCAUAGUCGGGUACUUAGGCAUCGGUGUCGCUGGAGUCAUGAUCAUUGGAAUGAUCUUCAGCAUGGUGCUCUGCUGUGCCAUUCGGAAUAGCAGGGAGGUCAUUUAAGACCUGCUGCUUCAUCUGGCCCCUGAAGAGUCCUCAGCACUUCGGAUAAAACGCCUGUUCCUGCCCACUAUGGUCCUCAGCGCCCUCUUUUUUUCUCUGUUUUUUGUUUUCUACUUGUAUGUUUUUUGUAUUUAUUUAUUUCUAGUCUAGGCCAGGUAGAAAAAAUAGCUUUCAUAACAUCUUAGUAAGACUUUUACAUGUUGAGUGGGAACACUACAGCUUAUGUUGACCUGACAGUUUCUCUGUUUUCCUUUCUGCCUUUUGGACACCACUGUGAUUCCCAGGCCACAUAAUGUCACAGCAGUAUCAGGGCUUUUUUUUUCACAGUGUUGGCACUGACCUCUUGGCUGUGGGAAACCCGAGAGAGCAAUCUGAGGUGAAACCAGAUGAGUUUCCUCAUCUGUAACACAGCCACGCAUACGUGUACUAACACACAUAUGUCAUAGCUUGACAUUAGUUUUGUGGCUUGAAUGUUUAGUCCUGAUGUGUGAAAUCAGAUUGAUGUGUUAAAAAGGGGGAAAUGGGAGAAUGUUUAAAAGUUCAAAACCCAUUAACGUUAUUUAUUUKUUAAAUUAUUGUCCAGUAUUUAACCCCAACUUUUGAAAAGGGGCUGAUGAAGUUUUGAGCAGAUUUGUUUGCGUCCCAUUUAACCACUUUUUAUGGAGAGCGACAUUUGGCUYCUCAGAAAGAUAACAGGAAAUACGUCAUUCAGUGUGUUAGACAAAUACACGUAUUUGUUGCAUGUUUUAACACAUUUACUAUAAAGCAUGUACACAAUAAUACAUUUGAUUUUGGUUUAUAGAAAACUAACCCUGCAUUUCACAAAAAUGUUGAGAACAUUUUGGAUUUUUUUUUAGUAACGUGAACAUUUUGGAAAAGUUACCUAAUUAGUCAGAAAAGGUUCUUUCAUAAAUAUAAAUCCAAGAAGUUGAGAAGAAUCAACAACAGCAUAAAGUGCGAUCCAAUAGAAAGUAUAAAGUUUUUUUUCAUGCUAUCAAAACAUGCUCCCAAUUCCUAGAAAAAAAAGAGGUUCAUCAUCUCUCUAUUUMUUGGGUUACAAAAACCCUGUCUUGCAUAAGAGAGUCAACUCUUUUGUAUCUGUAUAGUUUGAUUCAGAUUGUGUGGUUGUGUUUACAGCCUAAAUAUACCCCAGCUGGUUAACUGAGAGCAGUAAAUCAGCCAGAGAAUCUUGCCCCACUUAAUUUUCUUUUUAUCCCUUUUGUGCCUUGAGAAUAAAUCACAUAUGGCAACAAGAAAAAAAAAUUCUCACACAGUCCGUGCUGCAGAGUUUGACAGASCAGUGGAAUUAUUUAUCCAGGUUAAAUCAGAAUAAUACAGCUGCAACAGUUGCUUGAACUGUCAGGGUUCCAGUAUGUAAAUAUGUUUUUUUGUGUGUGUACAAUAUUUGUCUGAUGUGAUAGUAAUUAUCUAAAGUGAUAGUUUAGAUCUUUUGCAGUGGUGCUUUGUGGAAAGGUUUUAAAUCACGUGUUUCCUGCUGUAGACAGCUUUUUGAAUGAWCUCCUUCUGGAGUUUAAUUCUGACCGGACUGAUGAGAUACCAUCUCAGGCUGCACCAAAGCAGUUAAUUUGUACUUGCAAUUUCCCUAAUWAUUCUACAUAAAAUACAUUGCAGURUAAAAUUGAUUGUUAAAUGGUUAAUCAAAUUCACAUGUAUUAAUUUCUUUUUUAUUUUAGAUUGAAAAAAACAAAAAAGUCAACAGCUAUCUACUUCAGUUCCUGCUCGGAUUACCCAGGAUACAAAAACCUGGUCAAAACUAAUUUAUAUUUCUCUAAAAUAGGGUAGUUUAAAUAGUUAUCUACAGGUAUGAAGGCCCUAACCUUACCUUAGUACCCAACUUCAGAAGAUCUAAAUUUUUUGCUUUAACAUGCUGUACGCCAACAAGUAUUUGCUGUAAUUGWAAAUAGACAUAAUUGUGACAGGUUUUAUUUUUAUUUUAUUUUAUUUUUAUUUUUGCAAAGGCAAGUACUCUGAAUGAAAAGCUUUUUAAUGUGCCUUUUUUAAGAUAAGCUGUUUAGCAAGCAGCAGKUUGUAGCAAAUAAAUCUAGUAAACCUGUACAUUUGUUCAUAUAGCUUAAUGUUGCUGGUAGCUGUCACACACAUCUGACGAGGAGGGCAUGAGCUGCGACUCGCUGUGGUAUGUUUUAAAGUUUUGCACUCACCUGUGUCCGAUUAACUUAAACAGUAGAUGUUUCACGAGCAACACGUUUCCUUUUAGUCAUCUUAMAAUCCUGUAGGUACUUUUAAAUCAAUAACCCAUUUUCAUAUUAUCAGUUCUGUCUUAUUAGGAUGUGAGCACUGUUUGACUGUGGUUUAUAUAUGUUUUUUAUUUUCUUUUUUGUAAUUCAGUGUAAUUUGACUCCAAUGAAAUGACAACAAAGGCUCUCACUGUACUUCAUGAUGCCAUUUGGCAGUGUUUACUCUCACCAUUCCGGCGACACAAGAGAGUCAACAGACUGUCAUUUCAGAGGAGUUUCAGUGUUCACUGCUGCUCAGUCAGAAAUCUGUUGCUGUACUUCUCAGUUAGGUUUGUGUGAACAACACUCACAGAYGAUCAUGUGGUAAUUAGUUUUGAGUACCAUUUCAGGGUUCUCAGGAGAAUAGUUGUCUGAAGUUUAAUAAAGCCUUCAAGGUUU
Molecule: messenger RNA, 3448 nt
Organism: Austrofundulus limnaeus
Lineage: Eukaryota; Metazoa; Chordata; Actinopteri; Cyprinodontiformes; Rivulidae
Product: tetraspanin-2
Exons: 8
Coding region: 159-794 (211 amino acids)
Cellular component (GO): plasma membrane
Source: RefSeq, a predicted model, not a curated record